Molecule: messenger RNA, 882 nt
Organism: Aspergillus puulaauensis
Lineage: Eukaryota; Fungi; Ascomycota; Eurotiomycetes; Eurotiales; Aspergillaceae
Gene: FET5
Product: putative signal sequence-binding GTPase GPN3
Exons: 1
Coding region: 1-882 (293 amino acids)
Molecular function (GO): GTPase activity; ATP hydrolysis activity
Source: RefSeq, a predicted model, not a curated record
AUGUCCAAGUUCGGGACCCUCGUAAUGGGCCCAGCCGGCGCUGGGAAAACCACGUUUUGCAACGCCCUCAUCCAACACCUCCAAACCACCCGCCGCAGCUGCUUCUACGUCAACCUCGACCCCGCCGCCGAGACCUUCCAGUACGAGCCGGACCUCGAUAUCCGCGAGCUGAUUACCCUCGAAGAUGUAAUGGAGGAGCUGGGGUUGGGCCCGAACGGGGGAUUGAUAUACUGCUUCGAAUUCCUGCUGCAGAACUUGGAUUUCCUAUCCGAGGCGCUUGAUCCGCUCAGCGAAGAGUAUCUGAUUAUCUUCGAUAUGCCUGGUCAGAUUGAGCUCUAUACCCACGUCCCGCUUCUCCCGUCACUUGUGCAGUUCCUGUCUCGAUCUGGUCCGCUAAACAUUAGCCUCUGCGCUGCAUAUCUCCUCGAGAGCACAUUCGUCGUUGACAAAGCAAAGUUCUUCGCUGGAACACUGAGCGCCAUGUCCGCCAUGUUAAUGCUGGAGAUGCCGCACGUCAACAUCCUCACGAAGAUGGACCAGGUGCGCGAGAUGGUCUCGCGCCGGGAAUUAAAGCGUUUCACCCGGGUCGACGUACAGCUAUUACAGGAUAGCAAUGAAGUCCCGGUCGAGGACUCCGAGAGCUCCGAUCCGAUGUCGAAGGAGGCCCUGUUGAGCGGGGGAUCGUUCGAGAGACUCAACCGCGCCGUUGCCCAGCUCAUCGAUGAUUUCAGCAUGGUGUCAUUCUUGCAGUUGGAGGCUCAGGAUGAGGACAGUGUUUCUGCUGUGCUGAGCCAUAUCGAUGACGCUAUUCAGUACCAUGAGGCGCAGGAGCCGAGGGAGCCCGGGGAUGCGCAGGAAGUUGACUGGGAGGAUGCAGAUUGA